GCCCACCCUCAUCUGCGCAACUUUCUUCCCAGAAACCCCUCUCCAUCUCUGAGACAGGGCCCUGGGGUCAGCUCUGCAAUGCCUGUGUCCCCAGCUCUUCUCUCUUUGGUCCCUACCCGCCUUUGCCUAUCUCCCUACUGGGGUGGGGCCGCCAGCUGGCUUUGGGCCCCGCCCCCGACUCCCAUCCAAUCACAGGCCCUUCUUCCGGAGGCUGGGCCGAAGGGCUGCGCUUGCAAGCUGCUAGCUCAGGCACUAGGCUCCCAGCCGGGGAUGAUGCGCAGCUACUCCUCCUGUCACCACCGCCAGCGACUGCCCCGACCAUCCGGUGUGCUGGGGCUGUUGCUGCUGCUGCUACCACUUGUCCUUGUAUCUCCUCUGGCAGCAGCUGCAACAGGCCCAGGGGGCUGUGACACCAUAUACCAGGGCUUUGCUGAAUGUCUCAUCCGCUUGGGGGACAGCAUGGGCCUGGGAGGCGAACUGGAGACUGUCUGCAGGUCUUGGAAUGACUUCCACAUCUGUGCCUCCCGAGUCCUAUUGCGCUGUCCGGAGGAGGCUGCCGCCGUGUGGGAGUCACUACAGCAAGAAGCUCGCCGCGCCCCACACCCAGAUAACUUGCAUGCUCUGUGUGGCACCCCUGUGCGCAUUAGGGAGCAUGGCAUGGGCCCUGAGACCAACCAGGAGACACUGCAGGCAACAGGGUCUGCACAUAGCCCAGCCCCUGCACCCCCACUGCUGGCAGCUGCUCUGGCACUUGCCUGCCUCCUAGGGCCUCUGGCCUAGCCAGUCUAGUGGAGUAGCGGCACCCCUGCCUCCUACCCUGCUCUGGUGGCUGCUGCUGGGGCUCUGCAGAGUGCCCUUGGCUUUCAUUAAAGGUAUUUAUAUUUGUACUAAGCUCCUUCCUUUCUUCUGGCUAUAGCCUGCUUGGCUGGGGCGGAGGCCUCCAGAAGCUGAUCCCCAGGACUGGAUGGGUGGGGCCCAUGGCUGCCACAGGGGACUCAAUCUUUCUACUUACAGACACUCAUUUCCCAGGGCUGGCUGUGCAAAGCUUUCCAUUGUGUGCAGGUUCCAAGAGCUCUGGUGGUGACCUGAAAUCUACCGGAAUGCACAGCCUUCCUCUGUUCUCCCAGGCUGUCAUUCCUACCCCUGCCUGCCCUUCAUAUCCUGGCCUUUACAGGCAAGGUGAGAGCGUGGAGUGUACCACCUCACCCCCAAGCUCCUCAAGCCAGUCCACCCCCAUCCCCACAUUCCAGCCUCCACAUUCCUGUCAUGCCACCACCUCAUCCUCCCUCUGCUAACUACCACCUUAGCCUUCAAGACAGAUUAAGUGCUCUGUCCUCUCCCUCUCCGGGGUCCUGAUCUACUUGAGUGGAGCCUGUUCCAGAAAGUGGGGAGUCCCUGUUGGGGUCUGUAUUCAAGUCCCUGAGGUGACCUGGAGCUGCAGAAACUGCGGUCAUAAUGAGGAUUCCUCUGGACUCUACUCAAGCUUGUUCUUUGAGAAGAGGUAUGCAUUGUGAAGUCAACAAUCCCAGAAGACUUUCUGGAAGCAUGGAAUGAGCAUGCGUGUGAGGAGCCCCUGUCCACUCUGGCGAAGAGCAAGAAUCUGCAUGGGCAGAAUCCUGAGGCAAGGAGGAGCCCUCAGAGAGGGUGAGACCCUCUCUCGGUCAUUCUUCCACCACCACCCCAUGACUUGUGUGGGCAGUGCCGUGAACUCACUGACUUCUGCUCACACUCCCUCUGCCUUAUUUGCCAUUUUUAAAAACUGAGAACUGAUUCUGAUGUUAAGCUCUUUUUCAUUCUAUGAGGCCCUCAUUCUGUGAGGCCCUGCAUAAACCAGCUCUGCCCACAGUUGCUUCAGUCCACUCCUGCAACUCCCUUCUGCUUGAGCAUGGAGCAGUGAUCUGCCUACCUAGUCCUUGACAUCAGGGGAGCCUUCAGGGAAGGCAUGUGAUGAGGGUGAUAGAAGAGGUCAGAAUGGAUGGGGCUGAGUUGGACAGGGCUUUACAAGAGGGGCCCAAAGGAAUCAGGGUUGGCAUUUAGAGCUUGGCAGACUAGGUAUACACUAGAGCCCAUGCCGGGGAGCUAUUGUUCCCAGGACAGAAUCGGGCCUAAUUGAACCAUUGUUUGGCUCCAGGGUGAUAGGUGCCUCCAGAGACUUCCAUCCUCACAUGUAGGAGCCCUACUUCAUCCAUGCUUCCCAAACACCUUCCCAUUCCACUUAGCUCAGAUACCUCAAUCAGCAAUCUCUGCCCUACCUUGACUUCUGUGCUUCAUUCACCUGUACUUUUAUCUCCACUUCUAUCUCCCAACCAGUCAUUACCCAUCUUCUCACAUGACUUGAAGGGGAAAAAUCAGGAGAAAACUCCUCCCACAACUGCCCCCCUUUGACCAGAAUUUUCCAGAAGGAAAUGCCAGCCUUUUAUUCCCUUGGGUCUUUGUACAUUUAUUCUCUGUACUCAGAAUACCCUUCCCCAUAUCCUCCUGGUGAACUCCUUUUCUUGUUCAGU
Molecule: messenger RNA, 2504 nt
Organism: Panthera uncia (snow leopard)
Lineage: Eukaryota; Metazoa; Chordata; Mammalia; Carnivora; Felidae
Gene: NRN1L
Product: neuritin 1 like
Exons: 3
Coding region: 79-780 (233 amino acids)
Biological process (GO): neuron projection extension; nervous system development
Cellular component (GO): plasma membrane
Source: RefSeq, a predicted model, not a curated record